CUUUAACCCUUAUGUCAUUGUAGCUUUUUCACUUCGAAAAUGGCAGAUGCAGAGCUCGUGAAAGUUCUGAAGGAUAUACACUAUAAAGUGCAAACGGCUAGUUUGAAAGAAAGAAAAGGGGUUGUAGAAGAUGUCAUUCAAGUGUUGGAACAUUCCAAUAUAUCUGAGAAUAUAAUAAAAGGAAUAUGCAAAGUUUUAUUGUUGACUCUACCAAGGUACAGAGAUAGCUUCUCUCAACAGCUUGUAAGGAACUUGAUCACCAGCCUACUGAAAGAUCAUCCUGCCCUAUCAAUAAAAUGUCUUACAUCAAUCCUAUUAGAUUUUGCUACUCAGCACAAAAAUAUAGUCAUUACAAACAACACUAGUAAAACUGCAUUAUUUGCUUUGAGCUGGUCCACUAUUUUAUUCACAGAUGGGUGGAAGAAUGAUCCAUCCACUCUGCAAGCUAAUUUACCUCAAAUUGUUGAGCUGCAAAGUUACUUGAUAACAUCCAUUCUGGGAGCUGAUAAUUCUAAAAGAAGAAACAAGGCCUAUGCAUUGUUGAACAGUGCUUGGUCUUAUGUAGCUGAUAGUGAAAAAUUGUAUUUGGAUGUGCUAAUAAGUGGGGAACAAAGUCAAUAUUCAGUGGUAUUGGCAUCUGUAUUAUUUCAAAGAUUAACAAAUAACAAGGGAGAGCUAUUGAGGGCCUAUUUGAAUCAAUUUCUGGACAGUUUCAUAAAGAACUUUAUCAGCACCAAAGUCCGACCUUCUCCCAACAUAAUAAUAGCAUGUUAUCCACUUAUAUCUCAAGCAAACAUUGAUUUAUUCAAAAAAACAAUAUUGCCUGCUUUACAAAAAGCAAUGUUGAGGAAUCCAGAGAUAAUUCUGGAGUGUGUGGGUUUGGUUUUAUCAGGAAUUCAACUGGAUCUCAGUGAUUGUGCCAAUGAAAUUGGAACAAGCCUGAUAGCUAAUUUACAUUCCAAAGAUGACAAAGCAAGAGAAGAAGCUGCAGAAUCUUGUAGAAGACUUGCAGAAAAAAUUAGUAAUCAAAAAGCAUUAGAAGAAUUGCUGAAAAAAACAUUUGCAGUAUUCCAUGGAUCAGAUGGGAAAUUGACAGUUAUUGAUCAUAAAAUCAGUGUGCUGCAGGGUGCAGGAAAUUUAAGUCAUAAUGCUGCCACAGAUGAAAACCUACAAAAUUUAAUAGUCCAUGCUGCUGAACACUUCAUCAAAGUAUUAGAAAAUGAAGUGCAUGAGAAAACUUUGAGUCAUGCCUUGGAUAUGAUGUCUUUGUGGACCACAAAAUCAAUCAAGGAAGUGCCAAACAAAAUUCUUGAAGCUUUCAAGAAUGGGAUGUCACUGAAAACAUCCACACCUUUAGUGAAGAUAUCUUACAUGCAAUGCAUGCUUUCAACAUUCAACACAAAGAGCAUCUCUCAAAUCACAGUGCUGGUGCCAAAUUUAUUAAAAUCUGUUGACAAAGCUAUUUCCCAACCUACAGUAGCAUUAUCUGUCAGUGAAGGUUUAUGUGCAUCACUUUUGCUGUUGAAACUUGUGGGUAAUCAGCAGGAGAAAGACAACACUUUCCAGAACAUGUGGAAUGCUCUGCUGGAUAUGGACAAACAAAUUUUUCUUUCUGAAAAGUAUUUACUGUCUUGUACAGAGGACAAUCUGGUUUAUGUCAUGCAAUUGUGCGAGAAUCUUCUAGUAGCACACCCGGAAAAACUGAAGAGAGCUGACCCCAUUCACAGAGCUCUCUUACACUGUACCAUGCACCCUUCUACAUUAACAAGACGCAAAUGCCUUGUUGUACUCAAAAGGAUCAUAGGCAGCCUCAGUGGUGUUGCUGUGGCAAGGUCCCUUUUCAAGGAAAUGCCCAGAUUUUUGGAUGCCAACAAAGUGGUUUCCAAGGCAGAAAGGGAGGACCACAAGGAAGGGGAGAAUAUUUAUUACCUUACUGGGCACUCCAUCAUUGAAUGUAUCACAACUCUGUGCUCUCUGAAGGGUAUUUCUACUGAAGAUGUGCAGCUGUUGGCACUUGAUGCUUUGCUACCAACCCAUCAUUUUUCUGUGGCCGGUUUGGCGCCAGAUUUGUGGGUGAAAAUAGUCAGACAUUUUGAAUGCAAGCCUAGAGAUUUGAUUGCACAGAGAGCCUCUCAUUUUAGGCAGGUUCUAGUGGAAAAAUAUACAAAUACACCUACGAAUGAAAAUGCUUUAUCUACUCUUGUAUCACUCAACCCAGACGUACUAUUACCCAAUAUCAUCCAUAAUGUAACCACACAUUUAGAAGAUCCAAGAAUUUGUCAGGUUUCUAAGGAUGAUUAUUUCACUUAUUUGACACCAGAUGACCAACUUUAUGACAAGAGUGUUAUACCAGGUGAUACAAGCACUGCAGAGUUAAAUAUGAAAAGGGAGAGUAAAGUGUACAGUUUCAAAGAACAACAAGAAGAGUUGCAGUUGCGAAGAGAGUUGGAAGAGAAAAAGAGGAAAGAAGGAAAAAUCAAGGCGCCACAGUAUACUCCCAAACAAUUGGAAGCCAUCAAGAAUCAGAAAACCAAAGAGCAGGGUAUCCGGAAUAAAUUGAAGGAAUUAAACACGAUAAUUCAGAAUUCCAUAUCCAUGAUACAAGCAGCGGCUAGGGGCAAUCCCAUACAAAUGUCCCUCCAUCUGAAAGACCUCAUCCCUCCGAUUCUGCAAGGCUUGCAGUCUCCCCUAGCCGCGCCGCAUCUCUGCAAGCUCUUCGCCAGCCUGGGGACAACAGUCUUCCCCAAACAUCUGGAAAAUCUGAGCAAUCUCAUCGCCUAUGUUACUCUCAGGCUGGCCAGACCCCAGUGCGACCUGGACGCCAACUGGGAAUCGGAGAACCUGAACAAGGCGAUGGUCCGCACCGUUGGCCUCGUUCAUUCGAUGACAGUGCCCAAAAAAACCGAAGAAGAGCACGUGCAAGAGUGCUUCAGCGUGCCGGCCUUCACCUACGCCUUUCCCCUGCUGAAGUUCAGCAUCAGCUCGAACCAUGCCAGGAACCACAACGAGGUGAUUCAUGACGCUUUGCAGAUCAUCGCUGAACAUGCUAAGCAGCGGGGGAGAGAGGAGAAUGGGACCAAAGACUUGCAUCAUCCGCAGUAUUUGCCGACCAAGCAGAUUUUCAGCCUUCUUGUUGACACAAUCAACAGCACCUCAGGCAGGGUCCAAUCCCAAUGCGAGGCCUGCCUGCUGGAGGUGGCGGCGUGCGUGAGCGGCGCUCCCGGCUGCGCCUGCGCCACCUCCGCGGAGAUCGACGUGCUGCUGGGCGCGCUGCAGAGCCCCAGCGCCGUGGUGCGCGACGCUGCCCUCCGCUGCCUCGCCAUCGACGUCGCCUGUCUGCCGACCUUCGAGGGCGACUACGAGUACGCCCUCAGGGUGGUCAAGCGGGUGUGGGUGGCCACCUUCGAUCCGGUCGACGAGAACAGGAUAUUGGCCAAAGACUUAUGGGAGCAAGCAGACAUGAACUUCCCUGCUAGCUUGAGUGAGGAGCUCAUGAGUGAUAUUGAACACCCUGUAGAGUGCGUUCAGGCAGCGGCUGCAAAGGCUCUCGCCUCUCUAUUAGAAACUGAUACCGAUCAGGUCGAUAACACUCUGCAUCAUCUGAUUCAACUUUACAAUGAUCGAUUGAAGAUGAUUCCAGCAAGGAUGGACGAAUUCGGCAGAGAAAUCGAAAAGGCGAUAGACACUUGGUUCCCUAGGAGAGGUGUCGCUUUGGCACUCUCCGAAUUGGCACCACUGAUAACCCCAGAGAUCAUCGGUAGCUUAGUACAAUUUUUCGUAGCCACGUCUUUGGCAGAUCGAAACGAGACUGUCAGAAAAGAAAUGUUGAAUGCGGCCCUUCGAGUUGUUGAUCUACAUGGAAAAGAAUCUGUUGAUACUCUUUGGCCCAUCUUCGACGAAUUCAUGGCGAAAUCAUCGAAAUCAGCUUCCUACGAUGCCGUCAAACAAGCAGUCGUGGUCCUGAUGGGUUCUCUUUCUAGGCACUUGGACAAAGACGACCCGAGGAUAAAACCAAUCUUCCAGCGAUUGAUUCAGGCCUUAUCUACUCCUUCUCAAACGGUCCAGGAGGCCGUCUCGAACUGCCUGCCCUUCCUCGUGCCCUCCGUCAAGGAGGACGCGCCCGGCUACGUGAACAAGCUGCUGCACCAGCUGCUGAAGGGCGACAAGUACGGGGAGCGCAAGGGAGCCGCCCACGGUCUGGCCGGGCUGGUCAAGGGCAUGGGCAUCCUGGCGCUCAAGCAGCACGACAUCAUGGCCAAGCUGACGGAGGCCAUCCAGGACAAGAAGAACUACAAGCACAGGGAAGGCGCCCUGUUCGCGUUCGAGAUGCUCUUCCAGACGUUGGGCAAGCUGUUCGAGCCGUACGUGGUGCACGUGCUGCCCCACCUGUUGCAGUGCUUCGGCGACUCCAGUCAGCACGUGCGCACGGCGGCCGACGACGCUGCCAAGGUGGUGAUGGGCAGGCUGUCGGGACACGGGGUCAAGCUGAUCCUGCCCUCAUUGUUGGAGGCGCUCGAGGAGGACUCGUGGCGGACGAAAACGGGUUCUGUGGAACUGUUGGGUGCUAUGGCGUAUUGUGCCCCCAAACAGCUGUCAUCUUGUCUUCCCAGUAUAGUUCCGAAGCUGAUAGAAGUGUUGAGUGAUUCGCACAUGAAGGUUCAGGAAGCCGGAGCAGCCGCGUUGAAAGUCAUUGGUUCCGUUAUUAGAAAUCCAGAAAUUCAAGCCAUUGUCCCCGUGCUGCUGAAAGCCCUGCAGGACCCAUCGAACAAGACGUCCGUCUGUCUGCAAACGCUCCUCGACACGCAAUUCGUCCACUUCAUCGACGCCCCCUCGCUGGCGCUGAUCAUGCCCGUCGUGCAGCGCGCCUUCAUGGACAGGUCGACGGAGACGCGCAAGAUGGCCGCCCAGAUCAUCGGCAACAUGUACUCGCUCACCGACCAGAAAGACCUUAUGCCCUACCUGCCGACCAUCAUUCCGGGAUUGAAGAAUUCGCUCUUGGAUCCUGUUCCAGAGGUCAGGUCGGUGAGCGCCCGAGCGCUGGGCGCCAUGGUGCGCGGCAUGGGCGAGUCGAGCUUCGAGGACCUGCUGCCCUGGCUGAUGUCGACGCUGACGUCGGAGACCAGCUCGGUGGACCGGUCGGGUGCCGCCCAGGGCCUGUCCGAGGUGGUGGGCGGGCUGGGCGUGCAGAAGCUGCACAAGCUCAUGCCGGAGAUCAUCAGCACGGCCGAGCGGACCGACAUCGCCGCCCACGUCAAGGACGGGUACAUCAUGAUGUUCAUCUACAUGCCGGUGGUGUUCACCAACGAGUUCACCCCGUACAUCGGCCAGAUCAUCGUGCCCAUCCUGAAGGCGCUCGCCGACGAGAACGAGUACGUCAGAGACACGGCGCUGAAGGCCGGCCAGCGCAUCGUCACUCUCUACGCCGAGUCGGCCAUACAGCUGCUGCUGCCCGAGUUGGAGAAGGGGCUGUUCGACGAGAACUGGAGGAUUCGAUACAGUUCCGUUCAGCUGUUGGGCGAUCUCCUGUACCGCAUCUCCGGAGUGACCGGCAAGAUGAGCACGGAAACAGCAAGCGAGGACGACAACUUCGGCACGGAACAGUCUCACGCCGCCAUCAUCAGGGCGUUGGGCGCGGAGAGACGCAACCGCGUGUUGGCCGGGCUGUACAUGGGCCGGUCGGACGUGGCGCUGAUGGUCAGACAGGCGGCGCUGCACGUGUGGAAGGUGGUGGUGACCAACACGCCGAAGACGCUCAGGGAGAUCUUGCCGACGCUGUUCAGCUUGCUGCUCGGAUGUUUGGCGAGCGACAGCUACGACAAGCGCCAAGUGGCUGCCCGCACCUUGGGCGACCUCGUGCGCAAACUGGGCGAGCGCGUCCUGCCCGAGAUCAUCCCCAUCCUGGAACGCGGUCUGCGGUCGCCGCGCGCCGACCAGCGCCAGGGCGUCUGCAUCGGCCUCUCCGAGAUCAUGGCGUCCACGUCCCGCGAGAUGGUGCUCACGUUCGUGCACUCGCUAGUGCCGACGGUGCGCAAGGCCCUGUGCGACCCGCUGCCCGAAGUGCGACGGGCGGCUGCGCGUACGUUCGAUAGUUUGCACGCCACGGUAGGGGCGAGGGCGCUGGAUGACAUCCUGCCCGCUUUGUUGAAUCAGCUGAACGACGAGGACCCGGACGUAGUCGAAUGGACGUUGGACGGCCUGCGGCAAGUGAUGGCGAUCAAAUCGCGAGUGGUGCUGCCCUACCUGGUGCCCCAGCUGACCGCGCCGCCCGCCAACACGAAGGCGCUGUCCAUCUUGGCGUCGGUGGCCGGCGAGGCGCUCAACAAGUACCUGCCGCGCAUCCUGCCCGCGCUGCAAGCGGCGCUGGCCACUUCGAGGGGCACCCCACAAGAAUCGGAGCAAUUGGAGUACUGCCAAGCGGUCGUCCUCUCCGUCGUCGACGACGUCGGCGUCCGCACCAUCAUCGACACCAUGCUGGAGAACUCGAAGAGCGACGACGCCGCUCAGCGUCGCGCCGCCGCCACCCUCCUGUGCGCCUUCUGCGCCAACUCGACGGCCAAGUACGCGGCUCACGUGCCGCAGCUGCUCAGAGGGCUGAUCCACCUGUGCACGGAUAAGGACGAGGAGGUGCUGAGGAUGGCGUGGGAGGCGCUCAACGCCGUCACCAAGACCCUCGAAGCCAAGCAGCAAGCGACGUACGUGUCGGACGUGCGCCAAGCCGUCCGCUACGCCAUGUCGGACAUGCGCGGCACCUCCGACCUGCUGCCCGGCUUCUGUCUGCCCAAGGGCAUCGCGCCCGUGCUGCCCAUCUUCCGCGAGGCCAUCCUCAACGGCGACGGGGACGAGAAGGAGGGCGCCGCCCUCGGGCUGGGCGAGGUGAUCGCGGUGACGAGCGCGCAGGCGCUGCAGCCGAGCGUCGUGUCGAUCACUGGGCCGCUGAUCAGGAUAUUGGGCGACCGGUUCAGCGCCAACGUGAAGACGGCCGUGCUGGAGGCUCUGGCGGUGUUGCUGGCCAAGGUGGGAAUUAUGCUCAAACAAUUCUUGCCGCAACUGCAAACGACCUUUGUGAAAGCCUUGAACGAUCCGAACCGCUCCGUCAGGCUGAAAUCGGCCGCCGCUCUGGGUUAUCUGAUUGGAAUCCAUCAGAGAGCUGAUCCCCUCUUCACAGAACUCCACAACACAGUGAAAAACACAGAAGAUAUCUCUAUCAAGGAAACAACACUACAUGCUCUCAGAGGCAUCAUAUCGCCAGCUGGGAAUAAAAUGUCCGAACCUGUCAAAAGGCAAGUGCAUGCCACCCUGCUCAUUUAUCUCGGAACGCCAGAAGACACUGUCAGAAAGUGUGCUGCCGGUUGUUUGGGGGCCCUGUGCAAAUAUCUGCAGCCCGAUCUGCUCGAGUCUACCCUUUCGGAUCACAUUUUAUGCGACGACAAUUCUGCCAACAAUACCCUGCGCGACGGAAGGGCCGCAGCUUUAUCGGUGGCCUUGAAAGAAGCGCCAGCGACGUUGUGGGACGAACAGUACAGGAAGAAACUCGUCCAGACCUUGCUGAACCAACUGUCUUCUGAUGCGACCACGCAGAUAGCGAUACGGUCGUGCGGAUAUCUUUUGCAUUAUUUGUUGCAAAAUGAAGAGGCUAUUCCUAAUAAUUUGCUUGUACCCUUCGUGAGGACAAUGAACAAUAACAGCAAUGAAGUGAAACAGUUAUUAGCUCGCGUGUCAUUUUAUUUAGCCAAAACCAUUCCUCAAGAGAAAAUGUCACCAGACCUGUUGAGAAUGCUGUUGCCCACUCUAGUGAAUGGCACCAAAGAAAAGAACGUUUACGUAAAGGCAAAUUCCGAAAUCGCAUUAAUUGCGAUUUUGAGGUUAAGGGAGGGAGACUCAAUGUUUCAGAAAUGUCUGAAUGUACUGGAUGUUGGACCUAGAGAGUCCUUAUCAGAUGUUGUGAGUAAGGUCCUGAAGAAAAUACUGUCCCAGCCAGAGGGAAAAGAAGAAGAAUUGGAUGAUACUCUACUAACUUGAUCAUUAGAAUAUUUCCCGAGAGUGAUUUUGGAACUGUCUUAUCAUAUAAGCAUACUUUUAAUUUUUGGUUUUUAUACAAAUAUUGCAAUUGUAAUAUUUCAUUUUCAGUUGAUUAUUGUUGAGGAAUAUGCAGCAAGUAAAGUGUUGAUGUAUAGUCGAAUCGUUCGUUUUAUUAGUAAAAACUUCAAACUAUAACCUAACCUAUCAGUACAAUAAUAGUCCUAUGGAUAAAAUAAAAAAAUAAAAAUACAAUUUCAACCCAACUGAAAUUGAUGGAUGGCAUUAUUGUCCUGAUACGUAUAAAUCACCGUUUCUGUAGCCCCGUUUUCAGUUGUUAACAAAUUAUUAGCUGACGUGUCUAAAAAAUAUCAUUAGUCUUACUGGGUAGCUCCAAAUAUGUUCUCAACUUACUGAAUGUGGACUCUUCGGGCAUUUCAUCAAACAUGAUAUCGCCAUUGAGAUUUUUAUCGCUUUUGG
Messenger RNA from Phaedon cochleariae (mustard beetle), 8496 nucleotides. Lineage: Eukaryota; Metazoa; Arthropoda; Insecta; Coleoptera; Chrysomelidae. The record is from the annotation of a GenBank genome assembly.